Exophiala bonariae is the source of this 864-nucleotide messenger RNA. RefSeq lists its product as uncharacterized. The transcript is spliced from 2 exons. The record is from RefSeq and is a predicted model, not a curated record. Bases 1 to 864 code for a protein of 287 amino acids. NCBI's taxonomy places the organism in Eukaryota, Fungi, Ascomycota, Eurotiomycetes, Chaetothyriales, Herpotrichiellaceae.
AUGGAAACACCUCGGUCAUUCAUGUCGGAGAACGACAGCACCGGGACUCCUGAUGCUGAGGUCCCAAAAGCGACCAUGUCGUUAUCGUCGCGAAUGUACUUGCGCUUCACAUCCGAAGUGGAUCCAGGAUGGGCAGAUUUGAUCCUAUUAGGUUGUUUCUUUGUCGCAGGCAUAGUCGACAGCGUAGUGUAUAACAAAUACACUUGCUUCGUCAGUAUGCAGACAGGCAAUACCAUCUUCCUAGGUUUAGGCGUCAGCGAUCUACCAACCAAUUCACCCAAGCACAACUGGGUGAAGUCCCUCGUGGCCAUUUCCUCAUUUAGCCUUGGAGCCUUCUUCUUCGCUCGCUAUCAUCGUUACCUCGGUGGAUUAAAGCGCUGGGUCAUCAUGUCUUCCUUUGCUAUUCAAACAGGACUCAUGCUCAUCACCUCGGCGCUGAUAUCCUCGGGCAUCGCUACGAAGGGUCCACAACACAGCAAUAACCCUGCCUCGACCGACAAUGGUGGCGGCUAUUUCGAUUGGGUGGAAUUGUGUCCCAUUGCACUAUUGGCAUUCCAGAGUGCCGGCCAGAUCGUGGCAAGUCGCGUGUUGAAGUAUAACUCCAUGCCGACUUUGGUCUUGACCAGUCUGUAUUGCGAUCUGUUCAGUGAUCCGAACCUCCUCACUGCAGGACUAUUCGAGGAUCCUGAUAGGAAUAGAAGGGCCGCCAGUGCGAUAGCAUUAUUUGUGGGUGCUUUGAUUGGUGGUGUUCUAUCGAAAUCAUCUUGGGGGUAUUCCGUAGCUUUAUGGAUCGCCACGGGUCUCAAGGCUUGUAUGGUCAUUGCUUGGUUGUUGUGGAAACGGAAACCACAAGACCAGAAGUAG